Monopterus albus (swamp eel) is the source of this 8301-nucleotide messenger RNA. It is a transcript of the gene sash1a, whose product is annotated as SAM and SH3 domain containing 1a. Gene Ontology annotation, molecular function: protein binding. The transcript is spliced from 20 exons. The record is from RefSeq and is a predicted model, not a curated record. Bases 953 to 5581 code for a protein of 1542 amino acids. NCBI's taxonomy places the organism in Eukaryota, Metazoa, Chordata, Actinopteri, Synbranchiformes, Synbranchidae.
CGUUGUUGGGGACGAAUAAUGUAACACAAACCAGCAGCAAGAAUCUUCAUUUGAACUGUCACUGCGGACCAACUUUGUCCAAAUCGGUGGGAACCUGGUGACCCAGCGUAUGCCCCGAGGCGGCGUGACAACGUUGGGAGAGGAAGAGGGGGGAGGAAAUAUCUUGCAUUACUAUUUUGAAACGAGUACAGUGAGAUUUUGGGGGGCGUGGACGGCAGAGAAGCACCAGUGAGCAUGUUGGCUCUUGGCUGCAGUUUCACUGUAGUGAUGUGCCGGGUAAAAGAGCUGGACAACGCUUAGACUGAGUGGUGGGACGCGGAACCGUGCGGUUGCAGUCUGUCGUUGGCAGAAGACUUGUGUCAUUUCGGAGCCUAUUUGGCACUAUUUGGAUUUAUUUCUCCAACGCGCUCCCGCGUUAAAGACUUUAAGGAAGGAGCAGGAGCUAUUUAAAGGCUUUAGGAAGCAGCAGCUGCCGUGCGUAACGGGCGAAAUCUGGUCGAGCAGCUAUUUGAAUGACAAUAGUUUGAGGAAAUCGCUUCUGUAUUUUUUUUUUUAAUGAAGCCAAAUUAUUGAGACCGUUUAUGAUAACAGUACAGUUGAUGCUCAAAUGACAUUUGGUUAUUUGAAAACGGUGUAAAGUGAAAGUGAAGUGGUCUUCAUUUGUAAAUAUUGACAGGUGCUGCAGUCGUAUGGACUGUAUCAGACUAAGCCUUUAAUUCAUUUAAGACUGUCAUGUCUUAAAACAUCGCGGACCUUUUAGGUUUCCAUACCGAUCUUUGGUAUGGAUAAUCCAAGAAUUGUUUAAUCAAGUUUUCUUUACUUUCCUAAUACGCCGAGAAAACAAGCAUUGUUACUAACAACCUUAUAAUGCGCUUGAAACGCCGAAUAGGAAAGUAACCAUCAGUUUAGUGUCUUCUUUCUUCUGAGUUGUAGCCAUCUGGCAACAGCUAAAAUGACAAGCAACGGACCUGUCAUCGUCUACGAGUGGCUCAAGACCCUCCAGCUUGCUCAGUAUGUCGAGUCUUUCGUGGAUAAUGGAUAUGACGACUUGGAGGUUUGCAAACAAAUAGGAGACCCAGACCUGGAUGCCAUCGGCGUCUAUAUCCCUCAUCACAGACAGAGGAUUCACGACGCGGUGAAAAGGCUAAAGGAGGAAGCCAAAGAGACAGCCAGUGGACUGUACUUCACUCUGGAGCCGAUGCCACCCGCAGCUGAGGUUUAUACCAGUCACAUGGUGGACCAGUAUGAGUCCAAACUCCGGGGAUCCAAGUCUUGGACCGAGCCCAACAGCGACCGGGUUGGGCGCAAUGGUGGGUACAUGGGCACUCAGAGGAACCUGACGCUGGGCAACAGGAGGGAGUUGGUGUUUUACCCCAAGUUGAAGCUGAAGAUCAUGAUCAGGGAUAAACUCAUCAGAGAUGGUAUCAACCUCGCCAAGCCACCCUACUCCAAUAAGGAUGGUUCUCUGGGAAAUAUAGAUGACCUUGCCCAGGAGUACUCUGAGUACUACAACACCUGCUUCAGUGACGUCAGCGACCGCAUGGAGGAACUUCGCAAGCGACGAGUCUCCCAAGAAUUUGACAUGGAGAAACAGGACCCAAGCAACACCUCUCUGCAGCUUCGCAAUGAGAUCCAGGAAUCAUUAGGCUUCAGCAGUGAGGUGUCAACUCCAGAAACAGACAGAAAAAUGUCCCUGCACAAGUCCAGCUCUGAAGACGGAUCUGGAGGUAAAUGGGACAGUAAGAAGAAGAACAAAUCUUUUUGGCAGAGCUUCCGCAAGUCUCAGCACAAACCUGUCAUGCGACAUACGUCCAAAGGAGAGGACAUUGGCUAUGUGGCCAGUGAGAUCACCAUGAGCGAUGAAGAGCGAAUCCAGCUGAUGAUGAUGGUGAAAGAAAAGAUGAUCACGGUCGAGGAAGCUCUAGCUCGGCUGAAGGAGUAUGAGCGCAGCAGACAGUCCAGCAGUACUGACACUGCAGAGUGGACUGAUGGAUCUGCACCCAAUCUAACCCAGUCCUCAAACUGCAAUUCUCGUGAACAGUCAGACGAUGAGCAAUCGGAGGACUCAGUGAAGUUUAAGCGGCUUCAUAAAUUGGUUAACUCGACACGCCGGGUCAGGAAAAAACUCAUCAAGGUGGAAGAGGUCAAGAAACAUGGCUCUGAAGAUUUUCUGAAUCUGGAAGCAGCUCCCACCUGUGAGGACAACACAGCUCUGUAUACAGGGGUCCUAAAGAAGCCCCCUUUACCCAAGGAGGCCUCUCUGCCCUCCCUCACCCAGGAUCAACUCUCUCUGGAUGGAGACACAGACAGUCUGACCACCUCCCCUUCCUCCAGCAGCCUGGACACCUGGUCCGGACACAAGCUGGUCAAAACCUUCAAUAAGUCUUCCAGUACCCACGGUCUCAUCCGGCCCCCCAGGAGAACACCGGUUGGUUCCGGGGGCUUAGGAGGCUCCAUCUCCGGCAUUGGAGGUAGUGGCUCUUCCUUCUCAGAAUUGGAUGGCUGUGGAUUGGAUGACGAGGGAAAAUUGUCACGGCCCACAACCAACAGCGAGAUGCGGAAGGCCCUCAGCUCCAUCUCCCAUGGGGUAAGUAACAACGAGGCCCUCUACGCCUUCUAUGGCCUCACCAAACCUCGUCCUAAACCGCACACCCAGUCCCGCCUCCUGAUCUCCCUGGAUGAUGGUCCACAAGGCAGCCCCAAACCCCAAACUGCCAACCGACACCAUGGCAGCUGGGCGCACCGGAAGCCUGACCCUAACUAUGCUUACUCUACCAAGCACCUACUGUACCAGCGCUCGCGCAAUGCCAAGGCCCCUGUCUCCCCCCUUUCUGUCACUCCCUCCUCCCCUGCUCGCUGUGAUGUAGCCAAAUCAAAGGGUUUUGGAAGUGGGGGAGGGAGCUGGGUGUUCCCCUCUCGCAGGCUGCGUGGUCGAACAGCAGUCAGUGAGCUGAACAUCACCUAUGUUGUUGAACGGAGCCUGUACGGUCACCUCAACUGGGCCCAGCUGGUCCGCCCAGUCACCCUCAGCCGCGCUGAGCGCCGCUGUCUAUUGGAGGAGGACCGCGAGGCAGACAGGAAGUGGGCUGCCAGUGUGGACCGCUGCACCAAGCGUGUGCUCUUGCGCAUCCAGCAGAAGUCUAGAACAUGCAGCUUUGGAGGCUUUGACCUGUCCAAUCGUUCGCUCCAUGUGGUCAACACAGGCUCCGAAGCCAACAAUAAAGAACAGGAGCCUAUAUACAGAGAGGUGGUCAAAUCCCCCACUACCUCCCGAAUUUCACUGGGCAAGAAGGUGAAGUCGGUCAAGGAGACGAUGAGGAAACGCAUGUCGAAAAAGUAUAGUAGCUCCUUGUCUGAGCAGUCCAGUCCGGAUGGAGCCCCUGGUUCCCCUCAGUCCCCUCAGCCUGACACUGACUCUCUGGAAAAGCCAAAGCUUAAGGCUGGAGGUUCAGUGGAAAGUCUGCGUAGUUCGCUCAGCGGACAGAGUUCAAUGAGUGGUCAGACAGUAAGCACCACCGACUCAUCAGCCAGUAACAGAGAAAGUGUGAAGUCGGAGGAUGGCGACGACGAGGAGCCACCUUACAGAGGACCGUUCUGUGGUCGUGCCAGAGUCCACACUGACUUCACCCCCAGUCCCUAUGACUCCGACUCCCUUAAACUGAAGCGAGGUGAUGUGAUUGACAUUAUCAGUAAGCCGCCCAUGGGAACGUGGAUGGGCUUGCUGAACAACAAAGUGGGCACCUUCAAGUUCAUCUAUGUGGAUGUGCUAAGUGAAGAAGAGGAGAAACCCAAAAGGCCCACGAGGAGGAGGAGGAAGGGCCGACCACCCAAACCCAACUCUGUGGAGGAGCUGUUGGAGCGCAUCAACCUCAAGGAGCAUAUGCCCACUUUCCUGUUCAACGGCUACGAGGACCUGGACACAUUCAAGUUGCUGGAAGAAGAAGACUUGGAUGAGCUGAAUAUCAGAGAUCCUCAGCACAGAGCCGUACUACUCACCGCUGUCGAGCUGCUUCAGGAGUACGACAGUAGCAGUGAUCCAGAGCACAGUGGCCUGUCAGGCUCCCAAGAGAAACUGCUCUCUGAGGGUCAGGGCCUGGUCGGGGACUCCCCACGGGACUCUGGGUGCUACGAGAGCAAUGAGAACCUGGAGAAUGGUAAGGGCAAGAAAGCUUCCCGUUCCAGCCGUUCUUCCGUGGGCCACAAGUCUCCAGACUUCCCCACCCUGCCCAUGACCCUUUCAACAGAAGCUCUGCAACAGACCAGUAAGAACCAGCGUACAAAGUUCCCUAGAAGCUUCUUCAAACCCUCCCUGAAGAGCUUGAACCUGCUGGUGCUACGCAGAGCCCAAAGACAGUCCCCCAUUCCAGCCAGCCGCAGCUGUGAGGAUCUGGAUGGACCCCCACAGCCCACUGGACCCUGGAAACGGUCCCACUCUCUAGGAGAUCUGCACUGGGAGCAGACGUAUGAGCAGAAGAAGAAUCUGGGUGCAGAGGUGGUGAUUAAACCGACCAAGGAAGGACGCAAAUCAAGCAACAGUAGCCCAACUAAGAUUUGCAGAGAUGAGGGUUCCCCAGCUCAGAAUGAGACUCCAGUGGUCAGCCCUAAAGCAUCAGAGAAACCGCCCAUACCCUCCCAGCUGUCUCUGCUUUCCACUUGUCCCAUGACCCAGUCCUUCAGUUAUCCAGAGCCUCUCUCCAGUCCUAGUUCAAGUCCCCCUGAGUUUGGUGGGGAGAGGGUCAUUCGGACUCACCCCAAAAAGCCUCCAGUCCCUCCCCCCGUUCCUGCCAAAAAGUCAAAGGAAAGAUUAGCCAAUGGCCUGCGCCACCCCCCUCUCUCCCUGCCCUCUUCGCCAUCUCCAACUCUCUCCCCAACCCACUCCUUUACCCGUUCUCACCCCAGUAGCCCUGUAAUCCAAAGCAGCAGCAGCAGCCCCAGUGCCCCUGCUCUGCCUGCCAAGACCCCGAGCACCCACACCAGCCCCUGUGUCACUUCACCAUCCUCACCACUGGGUGAGGAGUCAGGAACUCCGCUGGCAAUGCAGCCUCCGUGGCUCUCAGAUCUGGGGGGCAAGGUGGCUGUUGCAAGAAAAAUGUCCCAUAACAAGAUGAGUCCUGACCUGCUCACCCUGCUCGAACAACGGCUGGAGGUGGAGAGAAUUGACCUAACAGAGGAGCCCUACUCCGACAAGCAUGGCCGCUGUGGGAUCCCCCAGCCACUGGUGGAGCGUUACUCUGAGGACUUGGAGCAGCCUGUCAAGGACGUGGCCUCCACCAUGGACCAGCUCCGAGUCAAAGAGCUCCGUAAACAACACCGCAUGGCUAUCCCCUCUGGAGGUUUGACAGAAAUGUGCCGGAAGCCUCUGCCCUCAGGUAACAUCAACACAGUCUCUGAUUGGCUCAUCUCCAUCGGCUUGCCUAUGUAUGCCACAUCCCUGGCAGCAGUGGGAAUCGACACGCUGAGUCACGUGGCCGUGUUAACAGAGAGUAGCGUUUGGGAAGCUGGGGUGCGGGAUGAAAGACACGUGCGCCGGCUAGUCAGUGAGGCAAGAUUGGUCAGUGUACACAGAGAGGCUCAGUCCUAAUCAUGUCGGGGGAGUCGGGUUGGAUUGCAGGUAUCAACUUUACUGGUCAGUACUGUCUCAUUUAAACAUGGUCAGUAGGUGGCCAAAGGCAAAUUGGCCACAGGAUUUAAGGACCACGCACAUGACCACAGCACUACAGUACUUCCUGUCUCGCACAAUUCAAAAUACUUAAAGUGAACCACCCUGCUCUCUGAUUCUCUCUCUCUAUCAUUCUAUUUCCUCAGAUGUUUACGGCAUUUGUUUAGGAGUUUAUCCUAACAGCCAAGACGAGAUAUGAGAUGCCUUUUUUUAAGACUGUAGACUCACGCUGUGGGAUGGCUUCUAUUCUGAAGACACCCCCAAGGUCUUAAAAUAAAGACUUGGAUUUGCCUUUAAGGAGGAAAGCACACCGUUUUGUAGAAAUGUUUUUUAAAAUACAGAAAGAUGUUUAUUUCCUGCAUAUUUCAGAAAUGCUUCACUUUCAUCUCUCGUGGCAAGGCAACGCUCUCUAGGGGUCUUCUAAGGAAGUAGUUUUUCAUUCUAAUAGGUUCACAAUGACGAGGACAGAAUUCAGUCAAUGUCUGGACUUGUAAUCAACUAAACACCUACAGCAAACAAUGAAUAACUGGUGGUUUGGAGAUGGCUUUGUAUUAUGUUUCUAUAUUAUAACAUAAUGCAUAUCUUAAUUAUAAAAGAUUUAUUUGUUAAAUUUUGUGUUUGCCUUUUGAAUGUUGCAGCCUUAUUUUGAGGCCAUCUCUCAGUCAUUUCUAAGAUGAAACAGCUGACAUCACUUAUACUAUAUGUCCGCUGCAUAUCUUGGCAUGAACACUCUAUUCCAGUAUGAAAAUGAGUCACUGUUAUCGCAAUCAACCUUCACUGCAACAAUACAUUCCCUGUCUAUACAAGACAUUUAGGUUGCCUUACCAUUAUGAAUGAACAGCUACAAGACACAUAACAGUGUUGAUUUUUCCCUUGACUGAGGCUGAACUGUACUAAAGGUACAACACGCCCAUACCAGAUCAUGCAUAUGGGUGUGGCAUCAUUCAGUGUUGAACAUCCCUUCACCCUGUUCAACACUUUCACUGUACAGCACAUGUUUCAUGUUGAGAGUUGUGGGACAGGGAGGGAGCAGAAAAUAAAAUGUUCCAAAGACGCAGCUGACAUCUGGGCUGUCGUGUUUGGAAUCAUCAGACUGUCGACAGUUUGGUUACAGCUUUGAGAAUUUUGAUUUAUACCUGAAAAACAAGAUGUUUGGGCUUUUAUACUGUGGUUAUCAUCGGUGCAGUUCUGAAAUUCAUAUUUGGAGUUUUGCCAAACACAUUGAGGACAGAUGGUGUUAUAUCAGGUGAAACUACGACAUUAAAUGAUCUUAAAAAUCAGGGAAAUGCUGAGUUGGGUCAGCCUGUUACAAAAUCUUUGGGCCAAAAACAAACUUUUUGCUCUUUCAUUUGCACACACUGCAUCAUACUGAAAGGAUAAGGCAGGUCUAUUAACAGUGUUUCCAACACUCCUCAUACAGAGACAAACGGACAAUGAUUUGUCUGUCAGUCCUUGAUCGGUUCAUUAAUCUGUGCCAUAGAUGUCUGUGUACCAGGUGACAUGUUUCUUCAUUAGCAAACCUGAGCGUGAGGAGCUAGCAGAAUAUAAACAAAGCAGAGAGCUCACGCAUGGGCAAUUGACUCAGACUCGUACUAACUUCAGGAAAUUAUGGUCGCUCAGAGUAUUUGAAGCAACAUAGUCAGGUCUGUGGUUUUUAUAAAGAAAAAAACAUGUCACCGAGCAGAGAAAUGGUUUCCCUGAUGUGUUUUUAAUCAUUUUUAAACAGCAGUGGAGAUCUAUCUCACAGAUGAACCAGCUAAUCCAGGACUGACAGACAUUAACUGUAGGUAAGUCAUUGUCGGUUUUAGUCUCUGUGUGGUGAUUGUUGAAAAUACUAUUAAUAUAGAAAAUGAUCCACCUUAUUUCUGAAGCUAACAAAUAUUCCUCAUGUUUUCCCCCUUUAUUUAGCAACUGAAGACUUAUUCCAUGGAUUUCAUAUUUUCGCAGUUGUUAAAAAAAUUUUUUUGUUUGUUUGUUUUUUGUGGGCACUUGAUAGGUGUUUAAUGCGUUUUUCUCUUCAGUCAAAGCGGUGCUCUGGGAAAGUGAGGAUAGGGGUCAUUAUUUUAAAAAAUAGAGAGAGAGAAGAUCCUGGUCAUGUUUUGUAAAGAAUGGGAAAUACUGACACUAUAAAUGCACUUUAGAGGGUAAGAUUAGCUCUUUAUUGGCGAAAUUGGCUAUAUUUUGUUCACAGGUCCACAAAGGAAUAUUUGUUGUCAGGUAUUAUAAAGGGUUUCAGUGGGUUAUGCUGGUAUUUUUAUUUAGUAUUGAUUUCCUAAUGCCAAGUCCAAUAACCAUUCAUGAUUUAACCUGUUCCUGUUACUUACUUCUGGUUUGUUUUUGCGGUCUUAAAAAAUAAAUUCUUAAUUACAUAUAUGAAAUGCCUAGCAUACAUUUUACAUUCUGUAUAUGUAAUUGAUAUUUAAAUAACUUAUUUUUGCUUUUUUUCAUAUCAACUGUAAUUAGCUGUACUAUAUAAAUAGCAAUACCUUUCUGCAUAAUGCAUAUUGCUUUAGCCAGUGAGGAACUACACUAUGUAUUGUAAAAUAUGUGUACAAAUUAUUUUAUUUGGUUUUCAUCUACUUAAUGAUUGUCCAUACAUAUUUGCUUGUGUAUUGAAACAACAAAAGUAAUGUCCAUAACUA